AUGCUUUCUCUACUGUCCGGCUCCAAUACCCCACAAUCUGGACGACACUCUCCUGUUAACAGCCCCAACGGAGCUACAAUGCCUGCCGAGACGAAUGGACACCAUGCGCCAAACACUGGUAAUCAGCAAUCUCCCUGCCGUCGACGCAUCGUCGUAGCUGUUACUGGCGCUACAGGAGCCCAGCUCGCGGUGCAAUGCCUCAUUGCUUUAAGAAAAUUGAAUGUUGAGACACAUCUGGUCAUGUCAAAAUGGGGAGAGGCCACAAUCAAAUACGAGACUGAUUAUCAUCCCUCGAACAUCAAGGCUUUAGCCGACCAUUGCCAUUCUAUUAACGAUAUGGCCGCUCCUAUCUCAAGUGGCUCGUUCAAGGCUGAUGGUAUGAUCGUCGUACCGUGCAGUAUGAAAACGCUUGCAUCAAUUCACGCGGGGUUUUGCGACGACCUAAUUUCGCGAACGGCUGAUGUUAUGCUCAAAGAGCGUCGUCGACUUGUGCUUGUAGCUCGGGAGACACCCUUGAGCGAAAUUCAUUUGCGAAAUAUGUUGGAGGUUACUCGAGCUGGCGCCAUCAUCUUCCCACCGGUACCGGCUUACUAUAUUCGAGCGGGCUCGGUGGAAGAACUGAUAGACCAGUCCGUGGGCCGUAUUUUAGACCUAUUUGACCUCGAUACUCAAUCAUUCCAGCGGUGGGAGGGAUGGGCAAAGUGA
Messenger RNA from Penicillium malachiteum, 705 nucleotides. Its product is annotated as UbiX family flavin prenyltransferase. The record is from RefSeq and is a predicted model, not a curated record. Gene Ontology annotation, molecular function: carboxy-lyase activity. The transcript has 2 exons. NCBI's taxonomy places the organism in Eukaryota, Fungi, Ascomycota, Eurotiomycetes, Eurotiales, Aspergillaceae. Bases 1 to 705 code for a protein of 234 amino acids.